This is a messenger RNA of Aquila chrysaetos chrysaetos, 3957 nucleotides long. It is a transcript of the gene NGFR, whose product is annotated as nerve growth factor receptor. NCBI's taxonomy places the organism in Eukaryota, Metazoa, Chordata, Aves, Accipitriformes, Accipitridae. Gene Ontology annotation, biological process: Rho protein signal transduction. The record is from RefSeq and is a predicted model, not a curated record. Gene Ontology annotation, molecular function: death receptor activity; nerve growth factor binding; coreceptor activity. Gene Ontology annotation, cellular component: cell surface; plasma membrane. Bases 120 to 1373 code for a protein of 417 amino acids. The transcript has 6 exons.
UUCUGGCUGCCGCCGAGGCGGCGGGCGGCAGAGGGAGGGCAGCCCGGCCGCGCACCGGCUUUCGGGCUGGGGGGGGGGGGGGGGUUAACCGGUAACCUGUCCCGCCGCCCCCGCGCACCAUGGCCGGGCUUCUGCCGCUGCUGCUGCUGCUCCUGCUCCCGGCGGGACCCACCUGGGGCUCCAAGGAGAAGUGCUUCACCAAGAUGUACACGACAAGCGGGGAGUGCUGCAAAGCCUGCAACCUGGGAGAGGGGGUGGUGCAGCCCUGCGGGGUCAACCAGACCGUCUGCGAGCCCUGCCUGGACAGCGUCACCUAUUCGGACACGGUGAGCGCCACGGAGCCGUGCAAGCCCUGCACGCAGUGCGUGGGGCUGCAGAGCAUGUCCGCACCCUGCGUGGAGUCGGACGACGCCGUGUGCCGCUGCGCCUACGGCUACUACCAGGACGAGCCGAGCGGGAGCUGCAAGGAAUGCCGGGUGUGCGAGGUGGGCUUCGGCCUCAUGUUCCCCUGCCAGGACUCGCAGGACACGGUCUGUGAGGAGUGUCCCGAGGGCACCUUCUCCAGUGAAGCCAACUUCGUGGACCCCUGCCUGCCCUGCACCACCUGCGAGGAGAACGAGGUGAUGGUGAAGGAGUGCACGGCCAUCUCGGAUGCCGAAUGCAGAGACCUCCACCCUCGCUGGACAACACACACGCCAUCCCUGGUGGGCUCCGACAGCCCCGAGCCCAUCACCAGAGACCCCUUCAACACCGAAGUGAUGCCCAGCACCCUGGCAGACACCGUCACCACCGUCAUGGGCAGCUCGCAGCCCGUCGUGAGCCGCGGCACCGCCGACAACCUCAUCCCCGUCUACUGCUCCAUCCUGGCGGCCGUGGUGGUGGGGCUGGUGGCCUACAUCGCUUUCAAAAGGUGGAACAACUGCAAACAGAACAAGCAAGGGGCCAACAACCGCCCGGUGAACCAGACGCCUUCGCCGGAGGGGGAGAAGCUGCACAGCGACAGCGGCAUCUCGGUGGACAGCCAGAGCCUGCACGACCAGCAGCCGCCCAGCCAGAGCACCCAAGGGCCAGCGCCCAAGGGAGAUGGGAACCUCUACGCCAACCUGCCACCCAGCAAGCAGGAGGAGGUGGAGAAGCUGCUGGGCAGCUCCGCGGAGGAGACCUUGAGGCAGCUGGCCGGGGAGCUGGGCUACAAAGAGGACCUCAUAGACUCCUUCACCCGGGAGGAAUCACCCGCCCGGGCUCUCCUGGCUGACUGGUCCUCCAAGGAGACGGCCACCCUCGAUGUCCUGCUCGCCGCCCUGCACAAGAUCCAGCGCGGGGACAUCGCCGAAAGCUUGUACAGCGAGUCCACCGCCACCUCCCCCGUCUGAAGGGUGGCCCGGGGCGGCCCCGCGGGGUCCCCUUCUCCCUUCACCCCCUCGCCUCCCCCCUCCCUGGCACCCAGAGCCCCAGAGGGGAGGGUGGGAAGGAAGCGGGGGCUCCCCGGGCCCCCCCCAAUUUACAGUCCUGUACGCACUGACCUCCUGUUUUCGGUAUCGCCCCCUCCCAGCACCGCCUCCCCCUGGCAGCCCGUAAGCUCAGUCCCGCUCAACGCCCAAAGCCUGUCUGCUGCCGGAUCGUCCUCUGCAGCCCCGUGAGGCUGGAUGGACGGACGCAGGAAUGAGCACCGCGCUCUGAGCCCUCUCCUCUCUCCCCUUCCAGCCCCUUCUCCUUAUUCCUUGGGGCUCCGGUUCUCCUCUUCCUCCUGCCCUUCCACAUUGGCUCACCCCGCCGCUAUCUCCUGCUCCCCUCCAAUGCCCUGAAAUCCAGCUGCUUUCCCCAAACCCCAGACGAAGGGCAGGGCUGCGAUGGGUACGGAGAGAACUGGAGCUGCUGUACCAGGAUUUGGGGAAGAAUCUGGUCCUACAGCCGGUCUGCACCAUGGAGGGCGGUGGGCUGGGGGAAAGGACUUGGCUUCCAGCAGCCCAACCUACACUGUGAAAUUUGGGGGGCGCAGCCCCCACGCACGCUCCACAGGGCUGCCAGCGUUUGGUCUCGGUGAGGAGCAGCCGGGACCACCCGAACAUUGAGGGCCAGAAGACUGGGUGCCAUGACCUCCCUGCCAGUGCCCAGGCGUGCUGGAGCUAACACGGGAGGACGCCGAAGGUCUAAAGGGCUGAAAAAGUGCCUGCCCGCAGUGGGGACACGACAAAAGGGCUCUGCUCAUCCUUCCCCCGGCAUCGGCCCCGGCAUCCCCACGCUGCACCGACCUGGGAGCAAAGCCACCCUGCCGCGAUUGCACUGUCCAGGCUCUCCCGCAGAGCCGGCUGGGGCUGGUGGUCCUGACCCCCUGCUUGUAAGGGCUCCUUCUCUUCCAGCACUGUGAAGGGUGGCUCAGAAAUGCCCCUACCCACUCCCCUGCGGGCCCUUUGCCUCCGUCCGGGCACGCAGCGGGUGCUGCCCACCCUCGGUGCACCGACCGCCUCCCCGGGGCAUCCUUGGGUGGCCCCAGCACCUCUUUCUGCUGGGAGCCCACCCCAACCCCGGGGAGGGGACAUCACUCACCGCCUCCAGAGCUAUAAGUGCAUUUUCUUGGCAUAUCAGCUCCCUGCCCAGCACCCAGCUCACUUAUAGGGGAUGCUGAAGAGCAGCCGCCGGGCAGCGGAGCACCCCGUUCCCCCCGCGAGCUGCCACCGAGCAGCCAGCGCGGUCCUGGGGGAUGUCCCCAACACAGCUACAGCUUUGACGUCUCGCUUGCCUGGAGCAUCACGAGGUUUUUGCAGAGGAAGGGCUGUACGGUGAGCUGGUGCGCGGCACCAGCACCGCGUACGUCUGCGCCUACGAACUCCCCCUUCGCCUCUGGAUUCAGCCAGAAACUUUCCUGAAGGCAGAAGGUGAUUUUCCUCCCCUCCUUAAGGAGAUAAGGAAGACUUGUAAAUAAUGUCGUGUUGUUUUACUAACUGCUUGAUGUUUCUACGUGUGACGUGGGGUGACGGCACCCGUCCUGGCCCCUCUGCUCUCCCUCACAGCCUUUCUGCCUGCAAGGCGAGCUUUCGUUUUGCAGCCCAAGUCUUAGGUCCCACCUCGUUUCUGGCCUUAAAGACUCAAUGGGGGGGCAGGGAAACAUGCACACCCCAAAAAUCGCUGCAGCAGGUCCGUGAGAAACUUGGGAACAUGGAAGGAUUUGGCCGCUCCCGCCAGAGCUGCCGGGUGUCGAUAGGGAGAGCUCGGUGCUUUCCGAGGGGUUGGAGGCUGCCUCGAUAGGAUUCAAGUGCCCAGGUCCUUCAAAAGCUUUUGGGAAUUUUGCCUCCUCUAUGCUUUGGAUGAUAAAGCAGCACAGGCUGAAUCUGGAUCUCCAGAAUGGGAUAUUUGACACAUCCUGCCCUCAUGCAGCAAAACAGCCAAGAUCCCUUCGGAGGAACAACCCCUGUGACACUUUGGCUGCCGGCUGCCCAUGCCAAACCUGUUGGUUAGAAACACUUGGCCCCAACAGGGCUGCGAGUCCCACAUCUGAGUCCCGAAUCUCUCCCAUCACUAAAAUCCAAGGAAACCGCCCCAAAUUUGCAACUCUACUUGCAGCAGGCGACUCCGGCUUGCGAACCCCCGGCUGGGGCGCCUGCUCCUGCCAGACCGAGCCAUCCACAGGGAUGCUUUUGGAUGAAUUUAAAUGUUGGUUAUCGUCAGGUUGUUUCCAUCGGUCCCUUUUUUUGGUGAAGCGACUCAAAUACAAACUAAGGGCAACUGGAAUAAAGUGCCCAGAUCAAAAGUGAAACAAACUGCCCGAUUCAGUCUGACAAGCCAACCUGGCCAUACCUUGCCAGCUGGAAACUGCUUUUCUUCAGGACAAUAUUGCCACGGUCUCAGGUUUCAAUUGCCAUAGUAAAGGGAUUUCCUCAGGGCUGAGGAAACGGAGACAAACUCAGCAUCCAAAGAGAAGCCGGGGGAUGCCUCAAAUCCCUGGUUGCAGGAAAUAAA